UUCACAUGUGUAAAGUAAAGGUUGAUGUGGCCAAAGCGGCGAGUGCGGUGUGCGAAUCGACAACACUUGAAAUGCUAAAUUUUUAAGGGCCUUUGCUAGUACUGAAAUCGAAAACAUUUAAGAAUUAAACCUAGGUAAUCAAUGCCACUAGUAGGAACUAAUUGGUUUCCCCUAUGAAAAUGUUCUUUGUUUUUUUAUCAAUAGGUAUUUUAUAGAAAAAUACUAAUCUGUCAAAGAAUAUAAAUAUCACUCCCUUAUAAUGUGAUCAUUGUGAUUUGGUGACUAACCGAAAAGACGGUUAAGUUCACGUGCGCAAGAGUAAAUACAGCGACGGUGGCGGUGGUUGGCGGGAACAAUGAACGCGCCGCUGAAUUGGCACAAAUGGCUAGUGUUGUCGCUGCUCGGAUUGGCUUUGUCCGCUCGCACAAUUGGCUGCGAUUACAGUUCCAUCACCGAGAAAUUUGGAGCGGAAGCCGUGGCUCGAUGCAAUGAAAAAUGUCCUUUCCAGAACCGAACCGGCAACGACCACUUUGACGUGAGUUGCGGAUCUGAUUGCAGUGUGCAACAGUGCAAACUUGGGUGUAGCUUAUGGCAAGAAGGAUUGGAAAAUUCAUGUCAAAUCGUUUGCAAUGUCACAUCAGAAACUGUAUUUUCACGGGAACUCUACUGUGUUAUGGGAUGUAACGAGGCUUUAAAUACUUACUUCCAAAAGUUAAGAGAAUUGAUUGGGAUACCAACUGCACCAGCUUUAGUGGCAGAUAGUUUGACAGCUACGUCACUAUCGUUAGUAUGGGAGGCGCCGAAUUUGGGUAACCUAAGCUACAUGGUACAAUGGCGUUACGAAGAACUACCCGGCACGUGGCAAUACUACUCUAACUCUAGUCAUUCCGAUCAGUCCAUAAUACACGUGGACGGUCUACGGCCCUACACUAAGUAUAGGUUUCGGGUGGCCAUAUUCUUAUCUGGUCGAAGUGGUACGGGAGAACCAGUAUACUCUGCGCCAUCAGUGGUAAUAUCUACUUUAGAAAGUGGUAAACCCAGCUCAGCACCCUCGUCUCUACGAGCUGCAGCCCCUGACCCCAGUCGAGUGGCCAUCUCAUGGGAGCCCGGCCCAUUCCCUAAUGGACCACUAAUAUCAUACGUACUGAGACUAGCAGAUACACAACCGAACACCAAUGAUGCACUUGAGGAUAUGCCAGCCUCGAACAAGACUCUAUUCUACAUGUUCCAAAACUUAGCUCCUGCACGCGAAUAUGAAGUGUCGGUUGCAAUGCGAAACGCAGUGGGUGAAGGACCGAGAGCUUAUGUCAAAAUUUCCACACCCCCUUUACCUACCUCCGUUCCUAGUCAACAACCGAUUUUAAUUUUGGGAGGAGAGCAAAAUGUUUUAGCCGCACCCGCUAAUGAUAUGUUAUCCGAUCCUGUAGAGUUGUAUAGCACGGAAUACUCUAUUGCUGGUGUCGGAUUAGAUAUUUCAAGUAACUCUCUGUUCACGUCAGUAUCAAACGGUGUUGUAUAUCGCAGUAGUCUUUCCAAAAAGAGUGAUUCUGAACCAAUACUUACACCCAAUAAUUUCAAGCCUCAAGACUUAUCAGUCGACUGGCUAAAUCGUCACUUGUAUGUACUCGGCGAAGUGCACCACAGAACAGCAUACGGAUCAAAUAGUACAUUUACUGCAAACUGGGAAAUUCUACGAUGUAAUUUCGACGGCAAGAAUAUGAUCACUGCGAUAUCUGGCUUUAAUUCUCGACCGAUACAUUUCGAAGUUGAUGCUUAUAAUGGUUAUUUAUUCUGGGCACAACAAGGAGGUGACCGCGGCGGUCUCUAUAGAUUAGAUUUAGCAAAUAUUUCAAACGGUGUUCACCCGGAUGCUGGUCCAGAAAUUAUAGUCCGUGAUGCACACCUUGGAGCUUUUACCGUAGACCAUGCAGAUUUUAGGAUACUUGUCGCGCAUCUUAGAAAGAACACAGUAUUAGCUGUGUCACUAGAUGGACGAGAAGUAACCGAUUUCCGAGCCAACACACAAACUCCGAUGUUUCUAUCAACACGUUCCAUAGCUUACGCCGGUGGCCUUUUCUACUGGACUAAUGGCAAAGAAAUGCUGACGGAGGAAUAUCAUGCACAAAGUGACAGUUAUUUUCACAACGAGUACCCUUUAGCUUAUAACACAAAGACAAUAGCAACGAGACAAGUUUUGGUCGCUUUGAGAAGUUGUCAACCGAUUCCAGUGCCUGUAAACCCACCGUUAGGUUUGCAAAGUGUAAUGGGUAUCAAUCGUGCGAAAGUUUCGUGGUCGCCUCCUCAUCUUUUGGGUCAUCAGGGCAGUGGUGCUUGGCAACAGUGGACUUUCCAUUUGCAACUUACGCAUGUCAAUACCGGCAAUGUCACAGAUAUUGAGAAUAUAACAGAGUCAACGUGUGUGGUCGAAAACUUGAAGCAAGACGCAGAAUAUGUUAUCAGAGUGGCAGCUGUAACUGAGUCUGGUUCAGGUCCAUGGUCCUCAGAAUUCGUAGGUAAAACUCUAGCGUCAUCGCCGAACACACUACACAGCACAUUGUUGUGGUCUGGACCAGAUGGACUGUUGCAAACUGAUCUAACAGGCGACAAUUUACAAAUACUAAUUCAUAGAGGACUUUUAAAAAACCUCCACAUCACCGACAUUUCCUGGUAUCGUGACUUGCUGUACCUGGUCACAAACGCUUCUACAGUAAUGUGGUAUAACACCACAACGCACAAAAGAGGUUUAAUGUCUAAUAUGGAUAAUGUUGGUAGUUUAGCUGUAGAUUGGGUGGGCAAGAAAAUUUACUGGUCUAAUCCGAAACAGCAAUUGAUAACACGAGGCAAUUUAGAUGGUGGGAAUCGGGAGCCAGUACCGAUUGUGACGGUUGCUAAAGAGCUUACAAUAGACUCGUUAGGCGCAUACAUAUACUGGAACACGGGACACGCAGUUGAAGCGGCAAGACUUAAUGGAGAGAAUAAGAUGAUAUACUAUCCAGCCCAGCUGUUUAGUGGGAAGCAAGUAAUGGGGCUUACGGCGGAUUUAGAGGAGAAAUGGCUUUAUUGGCUAGUAAGAAGCUAUGAUGGGUCUGAACUACACCGUGCUCCAACUGCAGACCAAAUUAACCAUGGAAUUAGUGAGGUAUCUGGAUCGCUUGUGACCCGUUUAUCCGGAACAGCGACCUUAGGUCCCUUGUGCUACUUCAGCGGCCGUCUAGUAUGGGUGCAGGACGCUUCAAGGGCCGUUGUAUCGGAUCUGGCUGGCAGAUACACCGCAGAUCUGGUGCCACGAGUUCAUGUCAUCGCAGUCAGAGACCCCACCCUACAUGCAGACAGUGAAUCAUUAAUAGCAAUCCCGGAGACAAUAAAUCCUUCGUCCAUAACAGUGGCGGGCGAAUGGGACAGGUUCAACGUUACAUGGGAUCCAGCUACACGUGUCAAUGUCAACAAUAGCAGAGUUUAUUAUGACGUCAGCUUGCAUUUUCCUGGACAGUACAAGAUUGAAAAAACAGUAGAGGAGUCAUGGCUGGAGGUGGUAUCAGUGUCGGUGGCUCCGUACAGUAGCAUGGAGGCGACGGUGCGCGCCCACACGCACUGGGGCGGCGGGCCGGCCGCGCGCGCCGCGCUGCGCUCGCCGCAAGCACCGCCCUCCGCACCGCGCGCGCCACGGAUCUACGUGCAACCUGCUAUCAGCGGCGGUCCUCAAUCUGCUAUAUUCCGCUGGGGCAGCCCGGCCCGUGUUAACGGAGUGAUACGAGGGUAUGAAGCACAAUGCUGGGUGGUGGGAGCGGACUCCAGUUCUCCCACUAAGCCUUCCGCCUGCGCCGACGCUCACCUAUCACCCUCGCACACACAACUCAUGCUGAGAAACCUGACGCCUGCUUCUAAAUACUUUUUUCAGGUUCGAGCUCACACUGAUGCAGGAUUUGGUCAAUAUUCCGAAGUUGUAUCCGCAUCAUCCGAUGAUGUUAAUCCCAUCCCAAAAGUCAUGGUCUCUUCUCAAGAAUCUAUCAAAAUUAUCGAUCUCGACUCCGGUGAAAGUGAAACAAUCCCUAAAAGUACUGGAAUCCCGGUUGACUUUGCCGUAUCUACCGAGGAAAACAUUGUUUAUUGGGUUAACGACUUGGAAGAAAUAUUUUCCGCGAGGAUUAACGGCAGUGGACAUUUUAAGCUCACGUCGAUCAACGGAUCAGCGAGCAGUAUGUGUGUGGAUUGGGUGAGCAGGUCAGUAUACUGGACUCAGCUGGAAAUUACAUCCGUCGAACCAUAUGUUACUUACCGAGCUGAUCUGGGUAUGCCCAAUACUCGACCUCACAUCACAAGGGUCUUUUCCAGAAAACAACCGAUUUAUAGUUUGCAAAUAGCACCUCUGCAUCGGACGCUGUUCUGGUAUGAAGAAAUGGAACAUCCAGGGCUAGGUACAAUAAUGACAUCUCGUUUAAAUGGCUCCGACGUUAAGCCCUUCUUUAGAAGUUCUGAAACUACCGGACGUGAGUGUAACUGCCCCGAAAACCCACAUGUGGCGAAAGCUUUUGUCAUCGACAUGACUAGGAGUAAAAAUUAUGACUUGUAUUGGGUCGAUCCUUGGCUACAUCACAUCAUAGCUACAGAUAUGGAUGCCUGUAAAUGCAGAGUAGUUGUUGAUGCAACUGAAAAGAAAAAAUACGGAUUUACACCAAUGUCCAUCACAGUUGAUAGCAGAUACGUUUACUGGUUUAAUUCAACACAAAAAGAAAUAUUCUAUACGACAAAACAUCACAAGACAAGGAUAGAAGAAAGAAAGACUGCGUAUGGAUACAAGAUCAUGGCUUUGGAUUCGGGUAACCAGCCUUACCCACCGAGAUUAUGUUUGUUUCCUAAAAUACUGAUGCUAAGGCCGAAACUUAUUGCGAAUUCGGCGAACAGCAUAACGUUGCAUAUGCCUUAUGUAGAGAAGCCGAAUCGAUGUCACUCUUUGGAGUAUGAAAUGUCGACGACAGAAUACACAAUAUUUUACAGAAUACAACAACGAAACGACACUUCUUUGUGUGAUAAAGAAUCGUGUGCACACGUCACUACUACAAACACCAAAGUAGUGAUUAAUGAUCUGAAACCGUUCACAAACUACACAGUCAUGUUAGAAGCUACUAAUUACUACGCGAAAUUACAUGAGGUGAAGCCACUUGUUGGUUCUCCAAUGAUUAUACAAACAGCGGCUGAAGCCCCCACAGCCCCUAAAGACGUGACGGGAAUGGUGUUAAGCCCGGUACUAGCGCACAUAGAAUGGAAGCCUGACCCAGGACUCUCGUACGAAGUACAUUGGAGUACUGAUGACUCUCCUUCACUGCCACAUAAGUUUAAGGAGCACAACACGUUCGAGGUAUCGUCGGACCGCGCAGCCAACAUCACGCGGUUGUCCCCGGGCACGGCGUACCUGGUGUGGGUGCGCGCGCGCUCGCGCCACUCGGCGGUGUGGGCCGACAGUGCGCCGCUGCGCCUGCGCACGUUCCCGCAGCCCGCGCCGCUCGCUGCCGUCGCCUCCUCGCCCGCAGACAUACGGCUCCUGUGGCCGCCACCCACCACCUACCAACUGCACCAGUAUAGAGUGGAGUAUAUUGAAGCAACGCCGACCAGCUCGACAUGGAAGUCUUGUACCAGAGACGAGCGGAAUGAAUGGGUGGCUACUGAUCUACGGCCUCUAACCCGCUACCGCUUCCGUCUGCGACUGCAAUACGUUACCAGUGGACCGCCUUACUACUGGCCGCAUGAUGACCGUUUCACUUUCGGGACACUUGGUGACGUUCCUGGCCCUCCAGGACCCUUACGAGUAGAGAGUUUUCGUAGUGGAGUGCUGCAAGUGAAAUGGAAUGAACCGGACUCGCGAGGCUCCCCAAUUUUAUCUUAUCGCGUUUGGGGAAGACCACAACAUAGGGUAAGCCAAGGAAGCGAAAAUAUCACCAAGAAUCUCAGUGAGCUGUUACCAGCAAACCUGCCCUCGGAUUUAGACGACAAGAUGAAAAUGCGCGUCGCAAGGGAAGGGUGGGAAUUACUUCAUAAUUGUACCGAAACGUUCUGGUUGCUGAGCUCCGAGGGCGCGGGCGUGGGCUGGGUGGCGCGGGUGCAGGCGCGCAAUGCGUACGGCUGGGGCGCGCUGUCGCCCGCCGCCGAGCUGGACGCCGCCGCCGCCGCGCCGCACCGCCCGCCCGCCGCCGCACUGGCGCUGGCCUUACUGGCCGCGCUCGCCGCGUUACUCGCCGUCGCCGCCGCCGUCUUCUACGCAGCAUACAACGCCCGCGCUCGGAAGAAAGCGGCUGUUGCAAAUCAAAUUACAACGAAUCCUACAAGAAGAGGACCCGACGUUGAACUUGCAACAUUGAGACAGUUGCCGACCAGACAUUCCACAAAUAUCCUUUACAAUCAGGGUGUGCAUUGCCCAACGGACGCGGAACUGGCCAGCUUGCCCCAUAUUCGCCGUGAACAGAUAACUUUGACCAAGUUCCUGGGUUCUGGAGCAUUUGGAGAAGUAUUCGAAGGAGUAGCCAGGCAACUUAAUGGUAGUACUGCUGACACUAAAGUGGCUGUUAAGACAUUACGCAAGAGUGCAACAGAACAAGAAAAGACUGAAUUCCUAAAAGAAGCUGCCUUGAUGUCGAAUUUCAAACAUGAACAUAUUCUACGCCUUUUGGGAGUAUGCCUCGACAAUGACCCCAAUUACAUAAUAAUGGAACUUAUGGAGGGAGGCGACUUACUGAGUUAUUUGAGGGCUAAGCGCGCUUCACUUUACACCCCUGAAUCUCUAACGCUAUUGGACCUCUUGAACAUGUGUGUGGACGUAACGAAAGGAUGUCGCUACUUAGAAGAGAUGCACUUCGUCCACCGCGACCUUGCGUGUCGAAACUGCCUCGUAGCCCACCGAGCUAACGGACGAGUUGUUAAGAUUGGUGACUUUGGAUUAGCCAGAGAUAUCUACAAGAAUGAUUACUACAGGAAGGAAGGGGAAGGAUUGCUGCCAGUGCGUUGGAUGGCAGUGGAGUGCUUAGUGGAUGGAGUGUUCUCUUGUCAGUCCGACGUCUGGGCGUGGGGAGUACUUUGUUGGGAGAUAUUAUCAUUGGGUCAACAACCGUACCCUGCCUGCACUAAUCGACAAGUGCUGUCAUACGUCCGAAGCGGUGGCACGCCUGAUAGACCACCCAACUGUCCUUCUGCAUUGUACGAGUUGCUGCAGAAGUGCUGGAGCUACGCAGCGGAGGCGCGGCCGUCGUUCCGCCAGUGCUUGCAGGUGGUGACGGCGCUGCGGGACAAGACCUCGCCCAACAUCACGCUCACCGCCACGCCCAGCCCCGCGCCGCACUAUCUCACCCUACUGCCCGACGAUGCCGUCGACAACCGCACCUACCUAUUGGACGAGAAUGACAACGCCUGCUUAGAUGAAGAUUUCCCGGACCACAUGGAGCCCUCACGACUACUUCCAGAGCGAACCCCGAAAUACUUAGAACUUAUGUACGACAGCGACUCUGCUCAAGGCACUAUAUGUGAUGGUUACGAGAUACCGAGAGCACCAAUCACGUACAUGCCUGCGUUCUCUAGACACAGCAUCGUGGGCGUGGCCCCGAACAGACUGAUCAAGCCUCCCUUGUACAGAACACAUUCCCUGCGGACCCAGUCGCGGCCGCCGAACGCCACGAUCAUUCCAUUGAGGAACGGGCUGGUCAAGCGCGCCUCGCUAUGCGAGGAGAUCCGUGCCCGGGAGCCACGCCCCACCUCGUCUCGAGAACAGCCGCGAGUUGACUUAGACUUUGAUAAACACGUAUUCAAGACUCCAUUUUGAACUGUGAUAUUAGAAAAAAUAAAUUAUGCAAUAAUGAUAUGUAAAUUUUCCACCGAAUGAGGAUACUGUUUUAGAAUUAAGUGAAUAUUUAAUAUUAUUUAUUUUGUCUAGAGUACAGUUUGUAAAUAGAGAUGAAUAAAUUCGUUGUAAAUAUUAGUGUAAAUAAUCUACCGUGUUGCGAUUAAGUAUCUUUAGAACACAUCACAAGACAACAUAAUAAAUGCAUUUAAUAAAAGCCAACAAAUUAAAUAUAUCGCCUGGUA
Messenger RNA from Spodoptera litura, 8067 nucleotides. NCBI's taxonomy places the organism in Eukaryota, Metazoa, Arthropoda, Insecta, Lepidoptera, Noctuidae. The record is from RefSeq and is a predicted model, not a curated record.